Messenger RNA from Acipenser ruthenus (sterlet), 4906 nucleotides. RefSeq names its product activating transcription factor 2 (gene atf2). The record is from RefSeq and is a predicted model, not a curated record. NCBI's taxonomy places the organism in Eukaryota, Metazoa, Chordata, Actinopteri, Acipenseriformes, Acipenseridae. The transcript is spliced from 13 exons. Gene Ontology annotation, biological process: regulation of transcription by RNA polymerase II. Gene Ontology annotation, molecular function: DNA-binding transcription factor activity, RNA polymerase II-specific; cAMP response element binding. The coding region runs from base 1351 to 2892 and encodes 513 amino acids.
UAUGUGAGAGAGACCAGUAUUUUUUGUCAUUGACAUGAUUUAUAUAGUUUAUUUCAAUUUUUUAACUCCAUUUGGUUAAUCUUGUCCUUGGAUCCCAUUUAAAGUUUCAACGCUGUUAAACAUGCAAGAAAUCAUGUUAUUUUUAUUCCUACAAAAUGCCUUCAUGGUAAUCUGUUCAAUCUUUUUAUUUUUAAACUGAAAUCAACUGUGUACAAUUAACUUCCACAAAGACAUGUAUAACAUUUGGCCUCUGGAUUACUGACCAUACACUUGUUACACAUUUAAAUUAUUUUAUUCAACAGUCAAUUUGUUUAUUUUGCGUUUUGUUCAUUUAUAUAUUUUAUAGUAUAAAACAAAGCCUGUAGUCCUAUUUGACUUCCAUAUAUUCUAUUCCUGGUGGUAUAGGACGCUGAUUCAGAAUUUAUUAUUAUUGGUCUUUGCUGUUUUUCUGUGCCCUCUACCAUCCUUCAAAAAUGAAUGAAGAAGCUGCACUCCAUGUUUGCAGUGUGACUUUAAACCAAAUAUACAUAAAAUGAGACUCCUAGUGUAGUGCCAUAUAUCUGUUUGUAGACACAACAGGGGGAAAAAUGACACAAUUGACUGACAUACCAAAAAAAAAAAUCUUGCAGUAUGUGUGCAUAGCUCAACAUGUCACAUAUCUAGCACUUUUUUCUUUUUUGUCUAUCUGUAUCAUUAGUUACUUUGCUACUCAAUUUUCAGUGUUUGAGUUUAAAGCACAGACCAAGUGAAUGAUGUUUUUGGGACAAUGGCAGGUAAAUCCAGAUUGAGGUGUAAUACCACAAUUGAGGGGAGACCCAUGGCUCCUGAAUGCUUAGUGCUGGAUUGUAUUUAUGUUACCUCACAUUUCAAUGAGUUUACAAGCACCAAUCACGUGUUUAAAAAAAAAUGCACACGUGUUCUUGCUGGUAAAAUCCAGGUUACUCAGGGUUUUUUUGUAAACAAUAGUUUUAACAUUGUGCUAAUGAAGGGUGGGUAUCAAAAUGGGUACAUUUUCCAAUUAAGCAAAAAACUUAAAAGUAGGCUAAAUCAUGUUCAGAAUGCAACAUGCAUAUAAUUGUAUGCAGAUUCAGUACUGCCUUUAACAUACAGUUACAUGAAAUAGAAUUCAGCACAGUAGUCGGUUCUAUAAAUAGCUGAAUUUCUUCUAUUCCGAAUAAAGGAUCUUUCUCCUGCAAUUGCAGACCGUUUCCUUCAAUCAGUGUUUCGUAUUUCGUCACGUGUUAUUGUGACGUUUUGUCUCGGUGUGUAAUCGCGAGAUCUGGUAGGAGGCUGUGGGAUUUGGCCCUCGGAAAGGUUCAGGCCGUGGGUGAUUAAAAGCAUCUGCUGAAUAUGAGUGAUGACAAACCCUUUCUAUGCACUGCUCCAGGCUGUGGACAGCGUUUUACUAAUGAAGACCAUUUGGCUGUCCACAAGCACAAACAUGAGAUGACACUAAAGUUUGGUCCAGCACGUAAUGACAGUGUCAUUGUAGCUGACCAAACUCCAACGCCAACCCGCUUCUUGAAGAACUGUGAAGAAGUGGGGUUGUUUAAUGAACUGGCAAGCCCUUUCGAACAUGAUUUCAAAAAGAUUGCAGAAGAGGACAUUAAAAAGAUGCCCUUAGAUUUAUCUCCGCUCGCAACACCAAUCGUACGAAAUAAAACCGGAGAGCCUUCAGCAGUAGAAAAAACACACCAGGACAGCCCACUUCCUCAUCCAGAAUCCACUACAAGUGAUGACAAGGAAGUUUCAUUGCAGCAGAUUGCACAUCCUACAUCUACUAUAGUUCGUCCAGCAUCACUCCAAGUCCCCAAUGUACUCCUUUCAAGCUCAGAUGCUAAUGUUGUAAUACAGCAAGCACUACCAUCUCCAACAUCUAGCACUGUCAUUACACAAGUUCCAUCCGCAAAUAGACCAAUAGUCCCAAUUUCUGGCUCUUUCCCUGUCCUUUUACAACUCCCUAAUGGCCAGACCAUGCCAGUUGCUAUUCCUGCCACAAUAGCAAACACCAGUGUACAUAUGCCUACUACAAUCCCACUUGUCACCGUUGUGCCUAAUGUUCCUGGAAUUCCAGGACCCUCCUCCCCACAACCUGUGCAGUCAGAGGCAAAAAUGAGAUUAAAGGCUGCUUUAACCCAGCAGCAGCAUCUUCAGGUAACUAAUGGAGAGACUGUCACUGGGCAGAGCAGCAGCACAGUGAGGACCCAACCGGAGGAAGCAUGUCUCCAGUCACUACAGCAGCCGGCAACAUCAACUACUGAGACACCAGUAUGUACUGCCAGAGUUCAGAAGAAAUUAAAAGCAUCUCCAGCACAGCCUCCCCAGCACACCCAGAGCACUGGCGGGAGGCGCAGGAGAGGGAUGAGCGAUGACCCCGAUGAGAAGAGGCGAAAGUUUUUGGAACGGAACCGAGCUGCUGCAACAAGAUGCAGACAGAAAAGAAAAGUUUGGGUUCAGUCUCUAGAAAAGAAGGCCGAAGAUAUGAGUUCAGUAAAUGGGCAGCUACAGAAUGAAGUCACCCAGCUGAGAAAUGAAGUGGCUCAGUUGAAACAGCUUCUUCUGGCUCAUAAAGAUUGCCCUGUAACCGCCAUGCAGAAGAAAUCUGGCUAUCACACAGCUCAAACCGCAGAUAUGGAAAAGAAAGACGCAGAAUCUAUCACGUCCACAUUUUCCACUUAUGCUGAUAAAGAUGAUAGUUCAGAAGACAUCUCUGUGCCAAGCAGCCCUCAAAAAGAGGCAAUCCAACACAGUUCUGUCAGUACUUCCAACGGAGUCAGUUCAACUUCACUGGCCGCCACAGUCCUCACUCAAAUGGCAGACCAGAGUACAGAGCCAAUGAAAACACUAAUAGUUGCAGCUCCACCCUCCCAGUCCCAGCCCUCAGGAAGUUGAUUGGAUGGAGCAUAAAGUCAUGUUUUCACUUCUAACUGUAAAAAAGGAAACAGGAACUUCCAUUUAGGAGAACGCUUUUUUUUCUUUGUUUCCUUAUUCAAAGCAUCAAACAUAACUUAAUUCGAGCAAAUGGAGUUGCUUGAGAGCAAAUGCCAAUUUCUUUGCAAAAUUCAAGUGAAUGUCUUUUUCUCUUAUCACUUUUUAUGUUUACCACAUAUUUGAAAAGAAAAAAGUAAUCUGUGGUUCUUUACAUUUGUCACUGCUGAAGAGGUUUAGGAAUAUAGAUUUAGGAUUAACAAAACUGUGUAAUUGAUGUUACAUUCCUACCAAACUGUUCCAGGGCUCAUGUUUGCUUUAUAUAAUUGCAACAACACUGCUGGUCUACAGUGUGAAAAAUAACUCCACUCAAUACUUAGAGACCACUGUUUCAGUAAAGAAAAGCGAACUCCAUGCCAAACGGAGGAUCGGCAAACUAAGCUUGUGUUAAUAUACAUAUACAUUCAUAUAUGUAUGUCCAUUUUUAUUUAUUUAUUGGAAUGAAACACUAAAAUUAUUUAAUGUAUUUUCUAUUUGUAAAGUUUCUUUGUAGAGUUCUGAUUUAUAAAGCUUAUCUGAGAGAAAAAGACAUGAGAUUUAGUAGUAACUGUUUAAUUCCUUUGCCUUUUCUAAUUUUGCACGACGAUGAAGAUGUUUCAUUUUUUUAAUUUGUGUUUGCUUAUCACUUGUAAAUAUGGUCAGCUUUUAGUUCUGCAUUUUAAUACCUGUCUUGUUACACUAUAUAAGCAGUUGAGCUGAAAAACAACUCAUGUUUUGUAAGUGAGUGGAUUGGUUGCUUGUAGCAGCAGCUCUGUUUGGUUUGAAUGUUGGAAGUUGUCUCAACCAGUAAUACAGUCUUAUAGAGGAACUCUGCUUUUAAAUAAUGUAUGUUUAAAAAUGAGUUUUGACUAACAUUCCAUGUGUAGUUUGGCACUUACAGAUUAGUUGAUUUGUAGGUAUACGGUUUUUCUCAUUACCCAAACGUGUAGAUGCUGAGUUUACUAAAUGUGCCAUGAAUGUUUCUUAUUAAAUUGAUAUUCACAGACUUUUCUUUGUAAUAGAAGAAUUAGAAAUGUAUGUGCCCCAGACGUUUGCUUUUACCUUGUAUAAAAUUACUGAAGUUACGUUUUGUAAUGUUGUUUUUUUUUUUGUUUUUGUUUUUCAUGUGUAGACAUUACUUCAGCUGGUAUUAAAAUAACUAUCUGGGGUAGAAGUGUUGACAGAUUGCACUGCUAAAGCAAGUUAUCAAGAUGUUGCUUCGUUUGAACUAUCUCAUGCAAAGUGAUAUAAACAUGUUGUUAAUGACAUAACUAAGGAUACACUGUAUGUAAAUUUUCCAGAGAAGAUGCACAUUUUUUUAAAUGUAUUCAUUUAGAUGUGGUGGUAGAGGCCAAUUAUUGUAACUAUGUCCUAAUUAAAAUGCUUAGUGAGUUUUGUUACCAGAAGAUUGAAUGAUAUUAAAAGUCCAGAUCAUUAAAAUGUUUGUUAAAGUUAAUAUACAAUGUAAAAAACAAAAACACUUUAAAAGGAUGGGGGUUUGAGAAAUAUGAUUAGAAAAACUGCAUAAUCAAUUUUAAUAUAAUUUGCCUUUUAACAUUACAAUCAAUUAUAAUUUCACUACUGUGCAGUUUUGUAAGCUAUGCUGCAUUUCUUCUGAGUUCUAUUGAAUAUAUUGAAAAGUACAUGUAUUAACAGGUAAUUUGUACUGUCACUGUUGUGUGCUAUUUGCAUGAGUAAAUUCUCUAAGAGAAUUAAACCUAUUAUUAAACCAAAGUCUCAGUUAGGUCAGUAUCAUUUAUCAUGUUGAGUAAUAACCAUGUUCAUCACUGGUCUUAUAAAUGCUUAAAUUUGUUAUUUUUAAAACAGGGUUUGAUGUUAAUGGUAAAGUGUAGUGAAAGUUCUGUAUAAAAUACCAUUCAUUUAUUUUUUUUUAAAUGUUGUAAUAAAAUAAAAAAUCUUUUCAUAUCUGUUCAAAACA